AUGCGUGAUGAUGCAAGUUCAUUGUUUACUACGACAUGGAAGGAGAAGAAAGCACUGGAGAAUAAGAAAGUGAUUGCACUUGGUGGAAAGCCUCAAAAGAAACCGAGGGUACCGUUGAGUGUAGCGCGAAAUAUGAUUCUUGGCAAAUUUGGAGGACAAGUUGGUGGUGUAAGUACGAAGAAACCCGCAGAGAAGAAACGUAAGCCAGAGGAUAGAGUCCUGAAAUCAAUGGUAGGGAAUUUCAAGAGUGGUGUUCUUGAUGUUAGGCAUUUGCUACAUUCUGGUUCUUCGAGAAUUAAUGACAGAGAUAAGAAGAUUCCCAAUUACGGUAAGAUUAAGCUUGGAGGAGAAAUUGGAGGAGGAGGAGGCAAAAAGAGUAAAGGACAGAAGAAAAGAGGCAAAAAGAAUAAAGGAAAGAAGAAAGGAGGCGGUAAGAGGAAAGGCAAGUAA
This is a messenger RNA of Arabis nemorensis, 450 nucleotides long. The record is from the annotation of a GenBank genome assembly. NCBI's taxonomy places the organism in Eukaryota, Viridiplantae, Streptophyta, Magnoliopsida, Brassicales, Brassicaceae.